Messenger RNA from Branchiostoma floridae (Florida lancelet), 2454 nucleotides. RefSeq names its product BTB/POZ domain-containing protein 17-like. The transcript is spliced from 6 exons. Bases 329 to 1612 code for a protein of 427 amino acids. The record is from RefSeq and is a predicted model, not a curated record. Lineage: Eukaryota; Metazoa; Chordata; Leptocardii; Amphioxiformes; Branchiostomatidae. Gene Ontology annotation, molecular function: protein binding.
AGUAGCAUUUUUUGGUCAAUAAUUGACUGAUGACACUGAUUUGGUUUUGUAAUGGCACUUCUUCUGAAAGUCGCAACGCGGCGCUCUUUAUGAAAAUUAGUUGAUGAGGUCAUAGCGUAUACCUGGGAACUGACAAAACACUUCCGUGUUGCAGUGAGUGGACCGAAACCUGGCCAUUCAUAGGUGUAGGAAUACUGUUGCAAUACUGUUCCUUCAACCAACAUAAUCUAGGCUCGCAGUAGAGUCUGUUUGAACUGUUAGACCUUCGCGUUGGGCGGCGUUCUUGAGGGAACGUUGUUGGAAACCAGUGCUACCUGUUGUGAUCAGAAUGACGGCAAACAGCCCCGAAGGAAUAGUCGGUGACCUGCGAGACUUCUCCCAGAGUUUCUCCGCUCUCUUCAACAACCCGGAGAUGAGCGACGUCGUCCUGGUGGUCGGCGAGCAGCGCUUCCACGCGCACAAGCUCAUCCUGACCUCACAGAGCGACGUCUUCCGUACCAUGCUGGCCAGCGGCCGGUGGGACAUGUCCCGGCAGCCCGAAGUUCCUCUCCAAGAGAGCGCCGAGUGCGAGAGAGUCUUCGAGACCUUCCUACGCUUCUUCUACCAGGGGCAGAUCACCUGCACGUUGGAGACCGCCAUGCCUCUGCUCCUGCUGGCCGACAAGUACAACGUUAACGCCCUGAAGGUCGCGUGCGAUAACUUCAUGACAACCCAGCUAGGAAGAGGAGAGUACGCGCCGGCGCUACAAUGGCUGCCGUACUCCAUCGCGUUUCGUCUGGAGAGUCUGCGGGUGAAGUGCGUGGACAUCAUCGUGCCGAACAUGUCUGCGGUGCUGAACUCGAGCACGUGGCUGCAGCUACCGCUGGACUGCAUCGUUCACAUCCUGCAGAGUUCCUGCCUGGCUGUUGAGAACGAGUACAUGCUGUUUGAAGCCGUGCUGAAGUGGGUGGAGCAAGAUGCCAGGAAGCACCAGGCGCAGGAUUUGCUGAACUCCAUCCUCCCCGAGAUCAGGUUCUCCCAGAUGACAGCAGGACACCUGUGGUUGGUGGAGCAGACCUCCGCCAGGUACGGAGGGAACCAGAUGAUGACGGCAGGACUGCAGGAGGCACACAAGUACAGGUCACUGGUCGCCUUCGCUGAGGAGAAUGGCAUGGACAAACUGGUGAUCAGCCAGAGCUUCUCGUCCAGACGUUUUUUCCCGCGGGAAUACACGGCCAGUAGUGGUGAGGCGUGGGCGUGGCUCGACUGGAGCAUGCCGUGUCCAGGGGCGCCAGACUAUGCAGCUUUGAACACCACGCAGCAAGGUUACAGGAAACAGAAGUUCAUGUCCAACUCGCACCUGACCAGGGUGGGGCAGUGGCAGGUCACGUUUAUCGCACAGCGCGACGGGAGUCUAUCGGCAUCCAUGUACUGUACACAGAACAGGACCAUCCGACCAACUUUAAUGAGGUUUGUCGUUUGCGACAGGCAGGGCGAGCCUAGUUACAUCAUCCACAAGGUGAGCGCGGUGGACGUGACGGUGCCGAACGUCGUGAGCGGGGAAAAGGCGCAGGAAAUCGUCAAUGAGGAGGGCAAACUGAGAAUAGGCGUCUUCGUCAGGGAUCUGGAGUAGAGACAAAGCUCACUUGAACCGGAUCAUAAAACAGAUGUAGUUAAACUGUUAACUAAAAAAGCAAUGCCCACAGUGCCUUUGUUUCUACUGAUUUGCAAUAUGACUCAGGCCACAGCAAGUAAAUUCUAUGGAUGACAUCCGCUUCAUGACAUCAAAACAUGGCAUCACAGCCAAUUAGACUUUUUAUUUCAAUUUUUAAGAUUCUGAAGUACAUGUGACAGUAGUGUGCAUAUGUAUAGUAUUACUAAUUAGUUGGUGACUGAACACUAGUGUUGCUUUUACAGUCAAGUCCGAACUAGAAUCACCCCUACACUCGUGGCUACCUCACUAUUGUCACUUCUCACAUUCAAGACUACCAAACGAUUUUUUUCCCAUUUUACGUCAAGUUGACCAUCUCUGAGGGGAAUAGAAUUUGUUUUGUCCAAAUACAUACAGGCAGAAAACAAGAUGUAUACACUGGUGUUAUCCAUAUAAUUUACUUAAAGCUUGCUGUGGCCUUAACUGCAAUAUACCCUGUGAUCAUUUCAAAUAUACAUUUUGUAAUUGCCUUAUUUCACCAGCAUAGUUUACCACAAAUCUUGCUGGUAUGACAAUAUUCCAUCUCUACUCUCUUCCAAUUUUCUUCUUAUUGAAUGUAACAUUACUUGUAUUGGAAGACAAACUUGAAGACGUUGAGUUUAUAAUUUGUAACAUUUAUUACAGCGGCACUCCGGUUGUUAUGUUAUGCUAAUGAGGUAUUAGCGCUGACAUCAUUGUAGAUAGGGGCCAUGUGGUACACUCUUCAGUCCUACCGUUGCCUGACUGUGAUCGCUAUGUCGUUCUGAAUAAAAGGCUCCUCUGAA